AUGCAAGUGUCUCAGGCCGUGACAAAUGCAACACCUUCGCUUCAGGAGCUGCACGCGUUACGCGUGAAACUCGAGGGAGCAGAGUUUGAUCAGUCGCACCUCUUUAAGGGAUGGCCCGGCGCCCCAGAGGCGUACACAGAAGAGCAGAAGCGAGUGCUGACAGAGCUGUACGCGUUCGCGCGCCAAUAUAACGGUGGCGUCGAGCAGUAUGUGUGCAACGGCCGCCGCCUUCUCGCGGAGUCUGGGAACACGAAGCAGGAUAUAGUGUCGCUUGAGAAGCCACUGUACGCCUACGCUGCACCAUCGCUCUUCGAACGCAGUGAGGAGUUGGUGAGCAUGGAACAGGAGGGCUUGGGUCUUCUCAAGAAGAGCGUCUUCGUGCUGGUGGCCGGCGGGCUUGGUGAGAGGCUGGGGUACUCCGGCAUUAAAGUUGGCCUGCCAGUGGAGUCGGCAACGCACCGCUGCUACCUGGUGUACUACUUUGCGUGGGUGAAGCACGUGGCGGGGCCCGAUGCGCCAUUUGUGAUCAUGACCUCCGAUGACACCCAUGAGCAGACACAGGCGCUCCUGCGGGAGGUACCGCACGGGAUGCAGAACGUGCACCUCGUGAAACAGGGGACGGUGUUCUGCUUCACCGACACCGCCGCACACCUUGCCGUGAAGGACGGCAAACUGCUGCGGAAGCCGCACGGCCACGGUGACGUUCACUCUCUCUUGUAUCAGGCACUCGAGGCGACGACGGGGCGACGUCUCGUGGAUAUAUGGUUGCAGAAGGGCUACACCUACAUCGUUUUCAUGCAGGACACCAACGUCACUGCAACACUGACAAUUCCAGUGAGCCUCGCGAUCAGUGAGCGGGAGCGGCUGGCGAUGAAUUUCACGUGCAUCCCCCGGCAGCCAAAGGAGGCUAUUGGACUUCUCUGUGACGUGCGCUCACGCGGCGCCAACGUGUCGCACACGGUGAACAUUGAGUACAACAUGUUUGAGGCUGUGGCGGCCUCACUGUGGGAGAACGGUGGGGACUGCGCCGCCCCCAACUCGCCAUACUCGCCUUUCCCAGGCAGCAUCAACACACUGCUGCUGAAACUUACCGACUACGUACCACUGCUGGCGGAGUCGCACGGUGCGGUUCCCGAGUUCAUAAACCCCAAGUACACAGACGAGGCCAAAACGAUGUUUAAGCCAUGUCGCAUUGAAUCGCUUAUGCAGGACGUUGCGCUGCUCUUCAAACCGGCGGUGCACCGUGUGGGGGGGACAACUUUCACACGCUUCACGUACCAGCCAGUGAAAAACGCUCUGCAGGACGGCAUCAAGAAGACAAAGGAGGGGCUGGCGGCGUACUGCGCAACGACAGGUGAGGAGAGCUUCUACGAGGCAAUGCGACUUCGCCUGCAUGCUGCCGGACUAACGCUGCCGUCACGACCCGAUGACGCGUGUGAUGUCGAGGUGAGUGGUACAAUCAAGGUGCGGCUGUUCCCAGUUAUCGUUGCGGACGUUGUCGCGAUGGGGGCGUCGCUCGCAGAGAUCUCGCAGCUUCUGCUGCCGCACCCGCAAAACGUGAAGGUGAGUGCACGGAGUGUUCUCAUCGUGGAGGGACGCGUGCGCAUCGAGAGCCUCGACCUCGAUGGCGCAUUGCGCCUCACUGGCCCGACGGACGAGCGGGCGCCACCGCUUGUUAUUCGCGGAAUGACGGUGAAGAACGCCAGCUGGACGGUACGGCCGACACGUGCGGGAGAGGACACCAAGGAGGUCGACAACAUCCGCGGAUUUGUGUUUGAGGAGCACGAGACCCAGAGAGUCCACUAUGCAAAGCUUUGA
This is a messenger RNA of Trypanosoma grayi, 1818 nucleotides long. RefSeq names its product UDP-sugar pyrophosphorylase. Gene Ontology annotation, molecular function: UDP-N-acetylglucosamine diphosphorylase activity. NCBI's taxonomy places the organism in Eukaryota, Euglenozoa, Kinetoplastea, Trypanosomatida, Trypanosomatidae. The coding region runs from base 1 to 1818 and encodes 605 amino acids. Gene Ontology annotation, biological process: UDP-N-acetylglucosamine biosynthetic process. The transcript has a single exon. The record is from RefSeq and is a predicted model, not a curated record.